Molecule: messenger RNA, 291 nt
Organism: Torulaspora delbrueckii
Lineage: Eukaryota; Fungi; Ascomycota; Saccharomycetes; Saccharomycetales; Saccharomycetaceae
Gene: GON7
Product: chromatin DNA-binding EKC/KEOPS complex subunit GON7
Exons: 1
Coding region: 1-291 (96 amino acids)
Source: RefSeq, a predicted model, not a curated record
AUGCUACAUCCGACUGCUACGUACUCUUUGCCAGAUAUUGAACCUACAAGGUUUGUAGUCAACCCAGCAGAAGCUCGUUUCCAGACUACAGAUGGAAAAACUACUGGUGCGAGCCCGCACGUCCUAAAUGCCGGCCAAGUGGACAGAGAUAAACCUUCGGAGCCAAGGAGAACUGCAACGGGUGAGAUGACCCCAUUGGGGCAGCUCAGAGCGAAUCUUACGGGACUGCAAGACGAUAUCAAUGAGUUUUUGACACAUAGGAUGGAAUUGGCCAAGGGAAAAAAGGACUAA